GGUUGGAGGGUUCCAGCUAAAGUCCCCGACCGUGGGAGUCGCGAGAGGAGAUAUAGAGCGAGGAGGAGGGGGGAGACGAGGGAGACAUGCAUAGAGCAUAUACCCCCACUGCAGAGAGGCGACGCAAUUUAAUUAUUUAUUUUGUUCCAAUUCUAUAUCCCCACCACCCUCCACCACCACUCCCCAACCCCCCACCUCCCACCACAUUCUUGGCGGCGCGGAACCUUCUUUUCCUCCAACGUGAUCACAAACGGACCCCUUCCUCGCCCUCCACAGAGCCGGCGGCAAGUCAAGCUCGCCUCCUCUGUGUGUUUUGUGUGGGUCUGCAGCAGUCUCGACUUGCGUCAGCGAGCCCUUCGACUCUCGCGUUGUUUUGUGCUCAUUUAGUGGACGGAAGCUCGUGAUCGCAUACGUACAUACACGCACGCUCAAUAUGUAAUAGGCUCUUCGGUUGUCAUUAGGUAUGCGUGUGUGCGCUCGUGGCUGGUACCGAUAUUAAACUGUUGUACUGCUGCACGGUUAUAGAUAGAUACUGCAUCUCAUAAACGUACGGAGGAUAGCCAAGCGGAGUAGAUCGGAGCCCGCAAUGAAACGCCGGAGGCUGGCUCGCACCACAUCGUGCCGCGCGCCGCCGACUUUGAGUCUCGCCGGUUCGAUCCCCACUAACGGAGGAACUGCGUCCAAUGCGCCGAGCCCAGAGGCAUUGCAGGAAUUAUGCUCUCCGGGCAGCAGCAUAGCGCCGUGCAAGUGAAGCGCUCGCUCGUGAAGGAUCAGGUGCGCGAGGUGAUCGGGGGCCUGGAGAUUGUGCUUGGAGAGCUGAAGGAUGUGGCGAAGGAGCUGAAAGAGGUCGUCUCCCAAAUCGACACGCUCACCGCCAGCCUUAACCUGGACGAGGAGACGGACGACUCCAAGUGCAGCACCCUCAACAGCUCCUCGAGCGGCAACACUGGCUCCAGCGGGGGUGGCGCUGCUGCCGUUGCUCGUUUCAGCACCACGGUCAGCGCCGCGCGCUUCAGCACCACGGUCAACGCCGCGCGCUUCAGCACCACGGUCAGCGCCUUCGCCAGCCGCACCUCGGCCACCGCCUCCGUGCUCACGGUUCUCCGGAAGCCACGGCCACCUCCACCCCCUCCCAGGACCACACCGGUGUCGCUGCCCCAGCUGCCCUUUUGCGAGGAUUCGGGCCAGCGGGGCAGCUCCUUGGAGCCGACAGAGCAGGAGGAGGAGGAGGAGGAGCAGGGGACUGUGGCAAGAGAAGGCGGCGGCAGGGAGAGGAAGCGGGAAGUGCGAGAUAACUUUUGCUGCCAACGGCGGCAGUUCGAGCUGAGCUACACGGCAGUGCGGCAGCGGACAGAGCUCGUCCGGGACUCGGCCUCAUAUCAACAUGAUCAGUCAAAUCAUUAUUACCAUCAUCCUCAACAGCAUCUUCAGCAGCAGCAUCGUUAUCAGCACCGGCAAGUGGAACAACACGCACUCAAGGAUCGUGUACGCUUCAAUGACCUCGUCGAGUUCAGCGACCUGGUCGAGGAAGAAGAGGAGGAUGAAGGUAAUGAGGACCCUUUGGCAUCAGUGCAAGCACGGGGUCAUCCGUUGGGGCAAAUCGUCUGCAACCAGAGCGCGCUGCAGGUGGAAGCCAUGCAAUUGAGACACCACCACCAACUCCACCACCACCAUCAGCAACAGCAGCAUCAGCUCGCGUGCUCCGUGCAAUUGAACGCGGGUGCUCUGCAAGCUCUGCCCCCCUCUGGCUUCGUAAGGGACAGUAGGAGCAUUUCCUACCACGCCAGGGACACGACCGUGAUUGCGCAUGCCCAGAUAGACUCUGAGGGUCAACCGCCCCCCAAGGCAAUACUGAGAAAGUCUAAAAACACCGUGGUAUAGGGUGUACCGGUGUGCGCAGUGCAAUGUCUGCUGCGAUGGCAGUGGUGGUGGGGUACGAAUAUUAAUAAUAAAGUUCUGCUUUUGGAAGCAAUGCUGGCUAAGUUUGGUAGCUGAUGGCUGAAUGUAAGGACACACCGCAUUGUGCGAGCUUGUCCUAUAGGAUCCUUGCGGAGUGGUACACAAACCUCACAUAGCAAACUCCAUUCACCAAUCCCCUCCGUUCAAUGCACAUUGGAGUCGUUGUACACCGCACGAGCCUGAUGAUCAGGACACUGCCCACAUAAAGUAUGGAAUAUUAUAAUUAAAAUCACUGUAUUUGUUGUUGUAUGUUUUAGGGGACGUAAGUGGUUGCUGUUUCAGAUUAAGAGCGAGUGUAUUGUUUUUGUGGGUGUGUGGGCACUUGUGUCUCGCAUGGACUGAGUGCUUUGGUUGACAUUAAGAUCGAGUUUUUGUGACUGUGGGUGCAUAUGUACCAAACCUGCGAGGAGCGAUAGUGCAGCGGUUAGCGUGCUGCACUACUAACCUGGCGAACCAAGUUCGAUUCCGACUCACUUUCAACAUCAUUGACGAUUAUUUUAACCGGUACUGGGCCUCCCCUAGGUCGACUCAGCCCCAAAUGAGUACGGUGUGUAAAAAUCAUAACUGGAGAGACAAAGGUGGCCGGGCAUGGUGCUGGUCACCCACCCCAUCGUGUACCGUGCCAGCGUUAAUAGGUGCUCGCUAACAGCACUUGCCCCAGUAGUCUGUUAAGGAUACACGGGGGAUCCUUCUCUUACUCGACACGAUGCAAAGUACUUAUUGAGAGUGAUGCGUUUCCCUCUCUGACAUUAAAAAAAAAGUGCCAAUGCAAGUUAAUCAUCAGACGUGUGCAGCGUGUAACGCAAUAUUUUCUAUCCGAAGGGAAGUGACUUGGUAAAUGCGCAAAGACGUGUCGUUGUGUUUGGCGCUUUAUAAAACGCUGCCAUACAAUGGCAUGGUCUCGACAAACAUAAUUCAUGCCUUGCUAUGUAAAUGGCCUACCCUGUAUAUAGUGAUCUGUAUAGUACCGCGUAGGCGCUUGAAAGAAGCAAACAUGCUCAGGGAUUUUAAUAGUGCCGAAUGAGAUGUGUGUGUGUGUGUACAUGAGGCGUGCGUGUUUAUUUAUUUAACUCGUGCACUGCUAUAAAUAUAUUGGGGGCGGGAGGGGGGGGGAUGCUUGUUUCGCACCCGCUUGCUCGGACUUCUGAGCAGAUGAGUUGUGGCUGCCGGGCCCCUUGAAAAUGACCGCUAUUCAAUGUGUGCUUCGAAUUAUAUUUAUACCAUACGAGGUUGUGGAGACAACUUGUACUGGGUUGUGUGAAUUCAUUACCCAGGUGACUUCCAAAAAGUAACACCUCGUUGCUUUUCUUCUCAGUAGACUCCAAAUCGACAGAAGCACUCCUCAAAGAGGACGAUGCCAGAUCGUUCCAUAUUAUCGUAAAAAUCCCGGAGGUCAUUGCUCACAGUCCACAUGCCAAAGCAGAACACGGUGCAACCCGAGGUGUCAGAACUUUACGGGUGUCGAUGUAUUCAUUCAUUUGGCGAAUGCUUUGAUCAUUUGCAACGUUUAUCGAAUAAAAAUCAGUGUUGCUGGCCACGUCAAGAAAUUGGAACUGCAAAAGUUGCGCCACCCUCAGAUAGUACCGACCGGUGAAAUGUCCGGUCUGGGUACCUGGACUAUGAGGUCAGGUUUACUGUGCUGCUUAGUUCACUCGAUGCAUGCGUAAGUUGGCACGCUGACAUUUGCAUCUGACAAUGCCAGACAAUAUAGGCGAGCCCGAGAAACAUCAGAGGUCAUUGCACCGAAUGUUCUGCCACACCUGCCGUGCAGAAUAGAUCUGGCGCGUUCAUAUUUUCACUGCUCAGCCCCAAGAAGGACGGUCUAUGCGAGCAACGUCGUGAAAAUGGCACCGCCGGCAAAGGGCACUGUUCUCGGACGGUUCUUUUUACGACACCGAUUAAUAAUUUUCCUGUGUUGGAAUUCUCGGCCCGUGGUUCCACGUUGGCACCGGUGCAUUGGAAAACAUGAGGCAAUGUAAAAAAAAAAAUAUCCGCCAAAUGUUCUUGGCAUUCCCAUGAAUAACAUUUUGUAUCCGUUCAAUAAAACGUUAUUGAUUUUAGAAAAAUAGGAGGAUUUACUUUUGGUGUAGCCCUGAGCUAUCAGUCUAUAUAUAUAUACAUACACACAUAGACUGUACCAUUACAUGGAUAUGGGGUGCCCGCAGAAAUCCCUCUCGGGUAUUUGAGCACAAAAGGCCACAUUUGCACAUUAUUCCCAAUUUGUUGGUGAAGGGCGUUAAUACGAAAAGGGCAAAUGGGAAGCCAAGUAGGCAGAAGUAAUGCAGUCUGUUCUUCUCAGCACCCCUCUCCCACCGUUUCUCUGUCAAUGUACAGCACUUAUGACAAAUGUAAUAUUUCAUUGUGUCAUUGGUCAUGGAGAAUAUAUAUGAAUAUUUAUAUAUAUAUAUAUAAAUGAUAAUAUAUCAAUCAUUAUUUACAUUGUAUCUAAAUACAUAAGCAUCUCAUGACGCAGUACAGGCCAUCCAGAUAAAAAUCAACGGGACAUCAUCAUCGGCCUUGGUCAUUCCACUGCUGGACGAUGGCCACCCCUCAACUCGUGACGAACUCUCACGAACUCCUUGAUGUAACAAAUCUGCCCAGAGCGCGGACGACGGUGAGCAAAGUGAGUUCAUUCGAUUCGAAAUAACUCACGUAACCAAAUCAAAGAGUAACAGUCGGGGAGUAACUUGAGCAGUUGGAUGAUGCACCACGCAAAACCGUCCUGGCCACCGAAAUCUUAUGUUGACGUGGACUUGUAAUGUGCUCCGUGAUGGUUUGAACGCGUGUGGACGGGCCAAAGCUAUGAUAAAACAUAGAGAGAGAGCGUUUAUUUUUUUCAAGAAGUAGGCUAUACAGGCAUCGUCACGAGUUAAUUCUCCUCCUGAAGAUGCCCGCAGGAGUGCGUGGCGAAAGCUGAAGAGAAAGAAAUGCUGCUCAACACCCAGCGCAACCCUGGAGGAUAAACGUACAUAGGGGUGCCCGGGCGGGGGGUAGUCAUGGUAAGAGGAAAGGAGGUCCUUUUAUCUUGACUUAAUAAGGUGGAGGGAAUGCUCACCACGAGUUGUAACCAUGGACAAAUACCGAACGCCUGACGUGACAACGGGUGACCCUGAUGAAGAGUCACUUCGAUACAUUGCUCCCCAUUGACGCGUCAUGCACUUGGGUCCAUCGGAAACGUCCCAAGACUUUGAAAUUCCCCACCCACACAGAAAACAAAUAAAAAAAAUAACGUUGUCCCACGCGCUCAAAACGCUCACGCAACGCUUCAUUGUCAAUCGAAUAAAACCUUUUCCUUCAAAGGGAUGCUGAAACGUUCGGAACGUGUGGAAGGCACGAUUGUCUCCUCAAUGUGGAGUUUUCUCAACUUUUCUCUCGAUCCUUUUGUCGUUAGAAUGUUUUAUGAUUAUUUCUCGACUUGUUUCGAGACUUCUCUCUUUUGUUGUCGUUGUUUUUUUUUUGUUUCACGUGAGCAUACGUAGCACUUUCGAAACUGGAAAGCUUCAUGUUGAAGUUCGGCCGCUGCGCAUUUAAUUGUUUUGAAGAUGGUUACGUCACUUGACCCGGGUGUGUCGGCAUGCCACGCAAAGAGGGACGUGGAUAUGUCCUUGAAGCGAGUUGUCUGUUUCAUUCUCAAACUGGUGGCGGGGAAUCUAAGAAACUUGCGCCAUCGUUUCAAGUGCCGCGCAAGAAGUUAAAACCGGCGACCCUGUGGAUUGCAAGUCCAGCGUCAUAACGAUUACUUCCACGGUAGCAUCCAUUAUUUUAGUAUAAUUUGUAUGAUUAUCAUUUUGUCUUGUUUAGAUUCGUAAAAAUGUAUGUUUUGUUAUUGUUUUACUUAAAAUGUAUUGUUUAGUGUACAUAAAUGCAAACCUUUUCGAAUACUA
Molecule: messenger RNA, 5843 nt
Organism: Petromyzon marinus (sea lamprey)
Lineage: Eukaryota; Metazoa; Chordata; Hyperoartia; Petromyzontiformes; Petromyzontidae
Biological process (GO): positive regulation of translation; positive regulation of cell size
Source: RefSeq, a predicted model, not a curated record